CAACACAGGAAGACCACCUUAUAGUUUCAGAGCGUUAUAGCACACAGGCAUUGGUUCAGUUUUACCAAAGACGGACAAGAAUGGCAGUUCUUUGCCGCGUUUUGAUAGUGCUUUGUUUUGUAUUCACUACAAGUAAAGCAAGUGUCGACGUUCGUGUGAUUGAUGGCUUCCAUGGUGRUAUACCAUAUGAUGGAGCUGUUCUCCGUGAUGACUACCAUUAUGAUAGCAUCCACGAAGAUUUCAGUUUUCAAGAUGAUUUCUUAGCUGGAGCAGCUCAAUCCCACCGCAAGCGAAGGAGCAUUGGUGGUAUGGGGGUACAGGGCCUCUCGGCCAGCCAGACCUGUGACGGAAUUACAUUAGAAUGGCUACCAUCAGGAUUACCAUACAGCCCCAAUUAUCCAUACAAUCAUUCAGAGUUCAAGCACUACAAUGUCUACCGUAGUAAUGUAUUCUUUAAAGACGUCACGGGGAUGACUCCACACGCUUCCGGUUUAACAGACCCUAAAYUACGUCAUACCGAGACAAGUGAGUGGGUGGACMGCUGGCCUACUGGCAUGGUAGACUGGUUUUAUGCUGUGACUAUUGUAGAUGGAAAAGGAAAAGAAGACAAGAGUGUCACCGUUGUUAAGGCGAAGUUCAUUGGGGCCUUUGMGAAGAAWGGCAAACCGUUUUUGAUGAUCCCAUCCAUGUUACGUGGUCGUGCCAUGCAUCAYAGYGUGGUAUUCAACGAUAAGCGAAACGAGUAUUUUGUGGCUUUUGACUGGGAUGCCAACUAUGAUGGUAUAGCUGACCAUAUUUAUGCUCUACGAUUGAACCAAGCUGCACGUAUUGUAGACAAGACAGUGUUAAAUAUCACUGCUACUCUACCAGGUUGGAUAGGAGGUGAUCAAGGGUGGCCGUCAGCAGCRUWUAAUCCAUCCAGUAAUGAAUAUCUGGUAAUAUUUCAUUUACGAUCGCUACGUCAUUUUGGUAGCAAUUACAUAAUCAUUGGUCAGCGGUUAUUUGCUACAAAGACUGAGAGGUCAGCUUCACCAGCAAUUGUGGCAAGGUUUGACGGGAACAUUGAUGCAAAAAAACCUAAGCUCCUUUACAAUCCUAAAACUGGUGGAUACGUGGCUUCUUUGAUUGCUGAUAAACCAAGUAAAGAUAUUGUAGCGUUAUUUCUCGAUAACGUUGGACAGACAGUUACAUCAAAACAAGUUUGUAGCUUUAAGACGUCUGCAUACGAACACAACUUGUUUCAUGAUACAAAGCGAGCCGAGUUUUACUUUACAUGURMASUUGAAAAAAGAGGUGCUAACGCUGACUUUAAGUUAAAACAAUACCCUUUCUUGCUGUUAAUGACGAAAAUGGAUGCUARUGGAGGACACGCUGCAAGCUCUCCUCCAGGUACAAAAACGUUGGUUGGGUACUCGUCAAAACGCUAUACAAGACAUGAWGGAUAUUACAACGAGAAGACAGACAGACUGGUUCUCUUUUGGGAGGAUAUGAACAAAGGCAAAAAUACAAUCGCUUCUAGUUCAUAUAUAAUGACUCGACAAAUCUUUAUAUGGAAUCCUACCAAGUACAGAUGUUCCACAACCGGCUUAGAAGUAAAAACCCCUGUACCGUUGCCMCUGGAAACAACUGGAGGGCAUUACCUUUUAUGGCAAGAACGAAGUCAAUUCUCGUGGAAUAUUGGAGGCUAUUUGAUGAAAGGAAACUUCAAACUAACCAAAGGUGUUCAAAAAAAUCCUGUCGUAGUCUCGAAUAGCGUGACAAGACAAGGCUUUGUUGUAUGGCAAGAAGACUUUGGCCGAGAAAUACGUUUGAUAGGCAGACAUUUCAUUGAGUCAUCGUCACACUCGUGUCGUUCGCCUGCAUGUCAAGCCAAUCAGAAAUGUGUUCAAGAAAAUAAAUGUGUAUCAACGGUUUCAGACCGUUGUUCAGUAAAUAACGGAAACUGCAGUCACACAUGUACCGAUAUUAAUGGCGGACGCGAUCGGUCAUGUAGUUGUCCCAGCAACAUGGAUCUUCAACAAGACAAGAAAACAUGCAMGGACAGGCAUAAURACAAUCUUCCAGAGUUUACGGCGUUAAUAGCAAGCGAGGGUGUUAUAUGGCGUGCUACGGAGAACCAAAAGCAGCGUAAAGCCAGCAUCGAACGAAUGCCKUUUACUCAGGGUGUAACGAUAGUUGCUGUGGGCUAUGAUUCACAAGAUAAGAGAGUUUAUUGGAGCGAUGUAAAUCGUGGUGUUAUUAAACGUGCGUACAUGGAUGGUUCAGGAGAAGAAACUAUUGUAUCAUUUGCAAAAGYACCGGAUGGACUGUGCAUCGAUGUCGAAGGCCGACAAAUCUACUGGACUGAUACAGGGUUWAAUAAAAUAGAGAAAGCAUUGCUGGAUGGAUCAGCUAAACAAACCAUAGUCGAUACUGGGCUGGACGAACCACGUGCUAUUAUUCURCACAAAACCAGAGGGCAAAUAUACUGGACUGACUGGGGCAAAACGGCCAAGAUAGAACGAGCAGCACUGGAUGGGACACAAAGGAAGACCAUAAUCAAAGGGGGACUAGUAUGGCCUAAUGGUUUAGUCAUUGAUGAGGAAAAUUCUGUACUUUACUGGGCGGACGCGAAAUUGGAUAAGAUAGAAACUAGUGACCUUGAGGGAGGGAAUCGACGCUUGCUUGCCGAUGAUACUGUUGUAAAGCAUCCAUUUUCACUGGCAAUAUUAAACAAAAGGUUGUUUUGGACUGAUUGGGAAGCCGCAAGCCUGCAAAGUAUCGAUAAAAGAACAGGGAAAGACUAUCGAAUAUCAUUCACUGGAUUAAGGAAUCCAAAAGGGAUGUUUGUCUUCUUUACCAAAGGCAAAAAAUGUAUGGACCCAGGAAUCCCUGACAAAGGUGGACGACACCCAUCCCCAGACCCUUCUGGUCAUUACUCCACCGGAAGUACAGUUAUCUUUACGUGUCGCCCUGGAUACACCAUGAUUGGCCCUUCGAGAUCAACAUGUCUGAAAUCAGGAAAAUGGGACAAAAAGGACACUUUAUGYAAAGUACCKCCUGUCUUGACCGCAUUCCCAGUGAACCAGACGAUGAACGACGGAGAUUCUCUUGUGAUGAAGUGCUCUGCGUCGGUCCAAGGAAAACCCAUUCAAGUCAAAUGGAAUAAAAAUGGAUCCCCACUAAAUCCAUCGAAAAGCGUUGAUUAUUUUGUGGGUAAAAAAGGCCAUUUAGUAUUCCUGRAUGUUCAUUUUGAUGAUCAAGGUGUUUAUGAGUGCAUCGCGGAAAACGAAGCGGGAAAAGUAAGCGCCAAGGCUCACUUACGAGUUCGUGGAACAGUAAAACUCAAAGAAUGCGGCCGACCACGAUAUAAAACACGUGCCCGGAUUAUUGGUGGUCGUCGAGCUGAUCGUGGUGCACAUCCAUGGCAAGUAAUGCUGUGGAACAACAAACAAAAUAAACAUUUUUGUGGAGGAACACUCAUUACAGAUCGAUGGGUGGUUACCGCUGCUCACUGUGUUUCCAAAAUAAGCCUUUUCCCUUCAGACAUUCAACUUCGCUUUGGUAAGCAUGUUCGCACUCGUAAUGAACGUAGCGAGCAAUCUAUCGUGGCUGAUACGAUUAAAAUGUACCCUGGUUUUAAUAGGCCUACUUACGACUCUGAUAUUGCUUUGAUACGUGCGUCGAAAAAGGUGAUCUUCACAGACUACAUACAACCUAUCUGUCUUCCUAGUAGCGAGAGUGACUACGGCUUGCUUCGUGUUAAUAACACAGGGGUUAUCAGUGGUUGGGGAAGCAGGAAAGAAUUGAGACAUGCAGCUAGGCGUCUACAUGAAGCCAAUGUACCUGUUGUCAGUCAAGAACAAUGUAUUGCAUCUCAUAGCCCAAGGUACAUCGUGACAGCGAACAUGUUCUGCGCUGGUUACAAAAAUAGCUCGUUAGGAGAUGCUUGCCAAGGAGAUUCUGGCGGCCCAUUCUCCAUCAACAAUCCUCAACUUGCUACACCUUUUACAACGAGACACGUGCUAAUGGGCGUGGUGUCCUGGGGAGAUGGGUGUGGUAGAUACGGAAAAUAUGGCGUGUACACUCGUUUGACUAACUUUAUAGACUGGAUUAUGAGCCAAAUUAUCAAUUAGUAGUCAUUGAAAAAUUGCCUAUUGGAGAAACGUGGAAAAAGUUCAGGCAUAUUUUUAACAACUUCAUAACACGUUGAUAUAUUCUGUUUCAAAAACUCAUGAAUAAUUAAUAAACUAAUUGACCAACCACGUUA
This is a messenger RNA of Exaiptasia diaphana, 4249 nucleotides long. RefSeq lists its product as uncharacterized. The coding region runs from base 81 to 4115 and encodes 1344 amino acids. Gene Ontology annotation, molecular function: serine-type endopeptidase activity. Gene Ontology annotation, biological process: proteolysis. The record is from RefSeq and is a predicted model, not a curated record. Lineage: Eukaryota; Metazoa; Cnidaria; Anthozoa; Actiniaria; Aiptasiidae. The transcript is spliced from 20 exons.